Molecule: messenger RNA, 1437 nt
Organism: Leguminivora glycinivorella
Lineage: Eukaryota; Metazoa; Arthropoda; Insecta; Lepidoptera; Tortricidae
Product: TNF receptor-associated factor 4-like
Exons: 7
Coding region: 162-1394 (410 amino acids)
Biological process (GO): tumor necrosis factor-mediated signaling pathway; positive regulation of JNK cascade; protein K63-linked ubiquitination
Cellular component (GO): plasma membrane signaling receptor complex
Molecular function (GO): protein binding; zinc ion binding
Source: RefSeq, a predicted model, not a curated record
CUUUGGUGUACCAAUGUCAUGUUACGUUUUAAACGUGUGACUCAAGUUGAAUAAAUAAUAGCUUGUUUUGCAGUUCCAAUUUCAAAUUCGAAAUGGAUUUUUAACUGUGGAACGGAAGUUGAAUAUUGCUUGCGAUCGAAAUUCUUCUUUCUUGGCCAGCCAUGGAUAAGCCACGAACAAAAAACGCUUCAGAAGGAAUUGCUCCUAUGGGCAUAACACCCCUGAAUGAUAUGGUAGCAGAACCUGAGUCCAGGUAUGAGUGUCCUGUAUGCCUAAACUGGCUUCGGGAUCCGGUGAUCACAACAUGCGGUCACAAAUUCUGCAAAAGCUGCAUAACUUCAUGGCUACAAAAUAGUGGGCACUGUCCUAUAGACAACAUAAACCUGAGUAUGAAAGUAGACAUCUUUCCGGACAACUAUACUAAAAGGGAAAUACAGGAACAGAGGAUGUCCUGUCCUUUUGCUUCUAAGGGCUGCACAGUAAAAGUGACCCCAUUAGACUUGGACGCUCACAUAGCCUCCUGCGAGCACAAUCAACCGGAGACAUCCACCCAGAAAGUACCGUGCGCCUUCCAACCUGUUGGCUGCAAGGAACAGUUUAGCAGCCGAGAGGAGGCACAAGAGCAUAUUGAUAAGGAGACUAUAACGCAUUUGAGCUACCUCGUGAACGCCUAUUCGGAGAUGAAGAUAUCCAACGACAUGUCGAAUGCCAACAUCGACCCGAAAGAGCAGGAAGCCAUGACAUUGUGGGCUGCGCCAGACAAGGACGGCGAGAGCAAGCCGCCGCCGCUCACCAACACAAGCGCGCUUAUACGUGCAUUAUACGAACGAGUAGUGGUAUUAGAACAAAGAAAUCGCGAGCAAGACAUUGUAAUAGGCAACAUGUCGAAACAGCUCUCCGCUUUGACCGUCGCCAAAGGCAAGCAGAACAACGAAAUGCUCCUACGAUACUGUAUGGGCAACUUUAUAUGGAGGAUCGACAAUUUCAAAGCGAGAUUGGACGCUAUGGUGAAUCAGUCGAAAAUGGUGUACAGUCCAGGGUUUUAUACGUCGCCUAAUGGUUACAGGUUCUGCGUCCGCCUCAACAUAUCCCCUCAGAAUCCGCUUUGCUUCGCCCUCCACGUGCACCUAGUGAAAACAGAGCAUGACGAGUGCCUCGAAUGGCCCUUCAACGGUCGCAUCACCUUCGCCAUGGUCAACCAAUACGACCCAGAGCAAACCCAACGCGAUACCAUGAUGUCUAACUCUAACCUUAUAGCAUUCCAGCGGCCGACGGCUGACAUUUGCUUACGCGGCUUCGGAUACUCUGAGUAUGCCGUGGUCAGCGACGUCGUUAGGAAUGGAUUCGUUAAGGAUGACUCGCUGGUAUUUAAAGUGCAUAUCAAGUGUGUAUGACAUGAGGAUUGACUUUUUGUUUUGUUCGUUUUUUUUUUGCUAC